UGACGUGAGGGGGGGGGGGGCGAUUUGAAAGGGGCACAACUGAGUAAUUCUUUUCACAUUUUCAGUCUGGGUUUCAUUCGUACGGAAGUAAAAAAAUAUAUAUAUGUGUAUUUUUUUAUUUAUUUCGUUUUUAGGUACUCAUUUGCGUUUAUAGCCGCUGUGAAAGAGAUGAGCAGCAGUAACAAGAGAGCCCCUGCAACAGCGACUCAGAGAUUAAAACAGGAUUACCUGCGAAUAAAGAAAGAUCCUGUCCCAUAUAUAUGUGCAGAGCCACUUCCAUCAAACAUACUGGAAUGGCACUAUCUCGUCCGUGGUCCUGAAAAAACACCCUAUGAAGGCGGGUAUUAUCAUGGGAAGCUCAUGUUCCCACGAGAAUUCCCCUUCAAACCACCGAGCAUAUACAUGAUCACACCCAAUGGCAGAUUUAAAUGUAACACCAGAUUAUGUCUGUCCAUCACUGAUUUUCACCCGGACACGUGGAACCCUGCGUGGUCAGUGUCCACCAUCCUCACAGGCCUCCUGAGCUUCAUGGUGGAAAAAGGUCCCACUCUGGGCAGCGUAGACACGUCCGAUUUUACGAAAAGACAGCUUGCCUCGCAGAGCCUCGCCUUUAACAUUAAGGACAAAGUGUUCUGUGAGCUGUUCCCGGAUGUCGUCAACGAGAUCAAGCAGAAGCAGCGAUUUCAAGAAGAGCUGAGUUCCCUCUCUCAGGCCCUGCCUCUGCCCGACGUAGUGCCGGACAGCGAGGCCCAGAACAGACGCCCAGCCCAGAACGGACACGUGCCGCCCCCUGAUCACCAGCAGGGAAACCGCAACCACGGACUCCUAGGAGGAGCGCUCGCGAACCUGUUCGUCAUUGUCGGCUUCGCCGCCUUCGCAUACACGGUCAAGUACGUGCUGCGGAGCAUCGCACAGGAAUAAACACAGACAGGACUGGAUCUACUCUCACACCAAAAAGAACCGAGGAGACGUCCGCUUCUUCUUUUCUUUUGUCCAAAUGAAAACCAAACAGGGCUAAUGUCGAGGUACGAAGGUUAUUUAUAGCUAAUGAAAUGUAAGACUUCUCACCGUAUUCAGUCCCACAUUAUAACAGGAGCGCUCCUGCGUGCAAUCAUCUCGUUGUGCGUCGUCGUCUUGUGCCUUUUAUUAUAAUCCUCCUGUUUCUAUUUCACUGAGACCUAUAAACAAGCUCCACCUUUCUGAUGAAUACCAUAAAAAAAUAAGCGCAUCUUCAUGGUUUUAUUUUCUGUUAACAAACAUGAUUUUUCUACUUUUGUAGAACAGCACCACCACCAUCAUCAUCAUAAUAUAUAUAAUGUAUGGAGUUUGGGUCUGAUGUGAAACAUGACGCUGUGAAUGGUCAAAUUUUGUACAUAUGAUGGUGCUUAUGUAUAACUGAACGACAUUGUUUUUGCAUUAUGUUCAUGUAAGUGUAGCCCGGGAUGGUUUUCCAUUCAAAUCCUUGCAUUCAGGCAACAAAUUAUAACAUAAUCAUAAACAUAUAACAUAAUCAAUCAAUUAAAAGUUACUCUGUUACUCUUGACUCCUUUCAGUAUCAUCAGUAACAUCUGAGUCCAGAAAGUGGUACACGUUUGGUUCCUUUAUGACAGCGGUGUCCAAUCCUGUCCACAAAGGGUCGGUGUGGGUGUAGGUUUUUAUUCCAACUAAUCAGUUGUUCUUUGCUUUUAGUAGACUCUGGUGUGGCUUCUGCUUGGUUAGAAUGAAAACCUGCACCAGCCCUUUCCGGAUAAGAUUGGACACCGCUGCUUUAGAUGCUGCUUUGUGAUUUACAUUCCAGCAGCGAUAAACCUUUUUUUUUUUCUUUAUGUCAUGCAGCUUGCCAGGCUGCAGAGAAACCAGAAAGCCCUCUGUCCUGAAGUGUCCAGGAAACACACUCCCAGGUUGUAGCCUGUUACAGUAUGCAAUUCCCUUGGAUCUGGAUGUCAGUCUGUAACUCCUGACAGCUUUCUGGUGUCUGUGAUAAGUUUUCUGUUUAUAAGUACUCUAUUUUAUUGGACCAUCGAACACUACAGUCUGUUCUACUGUAUGUGUUUUUUGGGAGUUUUUUCAUGAUUUCCUGCACACUAGAACGCACAAAAAAACAAAUUUUUAUGGCUUUUCGUGGUGUAACGUGCAAUAUGAUUCAACUGAUUUUAAAUAAAGUUUGAUUUUAUGAA
Tachysurus fulvidraco (yellow catfish) is the source of this 2177-nucleotide messenger RNA. RefSeq names its product ubiquitin-conjugating enzyme E2, J2 (UBC6 homolog, yeast) (gene ube2j2). The transcript is spliced from 7 exons. NCBI's taxonomy places the organism in Eukaryota, Metazoa, Chordata, Actinopteri, Siluriformes, Bagridae. The record is from RefSeq and is a predicted model, not a curated record. Bases 169 to 921 code for a protein of 250 amino acids.